AUCUUGCGGCUUUGCGAUGCCCAACCAAGUGUCCACGGCGGUCUUCUGGGAUAUGUUCUAUGGCCGCACGGCGAGCCCGGACGAGUGGUAUCUCUCGUUCGAGCACGACGCGAUGAAGGCCAUGGCGCCCGAGCUGACGGCGCUCGUCGACGGCGCGCUCAUCCUGCACCUCGGCUGCGGCUGCUCGGCGAUCGCAGAGACGCUUGCCGCCGCGACGGGCCGCCGCGUCGUGCUCGCCAACAUGGACUUUUCGGGCAUCGUGCUCCAGCAGCUCCAGGCCAAGGAGGCCGGCGCCGCAAACACGCUAGUGGAGUUUCAGCAGAUGGACGCGCGCUACGUGUCGUACCGAUCGGCGACCGUCGACUUCAUCGUCGACAAGGGCACGCUCGACAGCAUUCUGUCGGACUCGACCAAGGUAGACGCCAACAGCCGCCUCGUCACGAGCGAGCUCUGCCGCGUGCUGCGAUCUGGCGGCAAGGUGCUUAGCGUCUCGACAUUUCGCAGCGAGCACCGGUUGCGCUGCUUGGCGCACCCGAGCUGGCGCGUCGAGUGCAAGGUGAUUCCCACGACGCCGUACGAGUACCCAGACCAGCCCGAGUGUUAUUUAUAUGUCAUGACAAAGCUGUAAUGCUACAGCGCGUCAACUGAUUCUACUUGGUCUAAUCAACACUCCGUCCGAGAUACUACCCCC
This is a messenger RNA of Saprolegnia parasitica CBS 223.65, 691 nucleotides long. RefSeq lists its product as hypothetical. The coding region runs from base 17 to 628 and encodes 203 amino acids. Gene Ontology annotation, molecular function: S-adenosylmethionine-dependent methyltransferase activity. The record is from RefSeq and is a predicted model, not a curated record. Lineage: Eukaryota; Oomycota; Saprolegniomycetes; Saprolegniales; Saprolegniaceae. The transcript is spliced from 2 exons.